Molecule: messenger RNA, 837 nt
Organism: Ectocarpus siliculosus
Lineage: Eukaryota; Phaeophyceae; Ectocarpales; Ectocarpaceae
Source: the annotation of a GenBank genome assembly
UGCCCUCUGCUCUCAGACACUCUCCUUUGCUGCCACGGCCUACGCAGCAUCACCAUGUACGGCCGGAAAGGAAUUCCGACAGAGGUCACGUUGAACGUGUACGACCUGAGCCCCGUCAACGAGUUCGGGCACCCGAUCGGGCUGGGGGUGUUCCACAGCGGGCUGGAGGUAGACGGACGCGAGUACACCUUCGCGGGAGGGGGCGGGAUCUUCGACCAUGAGCCCAGAAAAGCGCCUGGCGCGAGGUUCCGGGAGGCGGUGAACAUGGGGUCCUUCACAGGGGGGUCGAGCUCCCUCAGCCGGGCGAUAGACUCGCUCCGAGAGGAGUUCGGUCCCGACCGCUACAACGUCCUGACGAGGAACUGCAACAGCUUCUCGUCCGCUCUGUGCGAGGAGCUGGUGGGGAAGCCCAUCCCGGGCUACGUGAACAGGCUGGCUUGGAUGGGCUCUUGGUUUUCUUGCCUGAUGCCGCCGGGCAUGCUGGGAGACGCGCCCGUAAACCAGGGCGGCUCGUCGUCGUACAACGCGGGCUACUCGAUGCUCGCACCCCCCGGGAGAAGCAGCGGCCCCGCCGCGGUCAGGGGGGGAGGAUCGAGAAACGCGUUCCAAGGCUCGGGGAUGACUCUCGCGGGCUCUGGAGGGAGUGCGGGGACAACAAGCGGCAGCAGCACUGGGGGGACGGGGACGGGCCGGGAGGGCGAGCUGUCAGACCGGAGGGAGCGGAUGCGCAUGGCGGCGUUGCGGCGGGCGGAGGCAGCAUCGGCGUCGGCCGAAGCGGCUGCCGGGAACAAUGGGGGCGGCGGCAGCGCUGCCGCAUCGAGUCUAAAGAUGUCGUGA